Molecule: messenger RNA, 2099 nt
Organism: Paraphaeosphaeria sporulosa
Lineage: Eukaryota; Fungi; Ascomycota; Dothideomycetes; Pleosporales; Didymosphaeriaceae
Product: Glycosylphosphatidylinositol:protein transamidase, GAA1 component
Exons: 3
Coding region: 33-1955 (640 amino acids)
Biological process (GO): attachment of GPI anchor to protein
Cellular component (GO): membrane; GPI-anchor transamidase complex
Source: RefSeq, a predicted model, not a curated record
ACACACCAUCGACACGGUGAGGCGCGGGCAGAAUGGCCCUGCUAGCUACGUUGCUGGCGCUCCGAAAGGAUGCCCGCAUUCUCAAGAUCCCCCCGUACCUCUCGGCCUUCCUGAUCCUCGUCGGCGUCGCAUGGCUGCUCGUCCUGCCGCUAAAGGAAUACUCGCGCGGCACAUAUGUUUCUGAAAAUGCGCUCCUGCCAGGCCAGGUGCACACGUACUUUACGGGCAGCGAACACAACGUGUUCCGCGCUUACAGACACGAGGUUGCGGGUCUGGUCGACCUACCGGUGCAGCAGCGAACUGAAAGGCUGAGCGAGCUGCUUCGGGCCUCCAAUCUCAAGGUUGCGACGCAGAAGUACACAUACACCCCCUCCGGCCGUAACAUCUCUGACGAGAAUGUCUACGCCAUACUGCAGGGCCCCCGUGCCGAUGCCACAGAAGCCAUCGUGCUCAUGGCGUCGCUCAAGACCAUGGCCGGCGAGCACAACUACUCCGGCGUCGCGCUGGUGCUCGCGCUUGCUCGCUAUUUCAAGAGGUGGAGCUUGUGGAGCAAAGACAUCAUCUUCCUGGUGUCUGGUGACAGCACGAGCGGACCACAGGCUUGGGUCGAUGCAUACCACGACGCCCACGAUCCCGCUACGAUCGAAAGCCUCAGCAUAAAGAGCGGUGCACUCCAGGGUGCCGUGGGCGUAGAGUAUCCUGCGGGGCCGUGGGGCCACAGGUACGACAAACUGCACAUUGUAUACGACGGCACGAACGGACAGCUUCCCAAUUUGGACCUCUUCAAUACGGCCGUUAAUAUCGCCUCUGGUCAAAUGGGCAUUGGUUGUACCCUCCAGCGCAUGUGGCACCAUCGCAACUCAUACCAAGAGCGCUUGCAGACCAUGCUGCGAGGCAUGCUCUCUCAAGGUCUUGGACAUGCCACAGGACCACACAGUGCAUUCAUACCAUAUCACGUUGACGCUAUUACACUUGUAACCGUGGGCGACGGAUGGCACGACGAGAUGGGCCUGGGACGCACCGUGGAGAGCCUGUUCCGAAGUCUCAACAACCUGCUUGAGCAUCUGCACCAGAGUUUCUUCUUCUACCUGUUGCUCGAAGCUAAGCGCUUCGUCAGCAUAGGCACAUACCUUCCGUCUGCCAUGUUGAUUGCUGCCAACUUCAGCAUCAUGGCCAUUGCACUCUGGGUCCAAAGCGGACGCCCACAAGAAACCAUCCCGAACCCUGCAGCCGCGAAGCCUGCUCCCAAAUCUGUUACCCAAGAUGCCGCCAAAGACCCAGACCACAAGGAAAAAGAGCAGGAACAAGAAGUGGAAGAGGAACCGCUCGAACCCCCACCAGUCAUCGUGACCAAAGACGGCGCCACCGCCAUAAUACCCGCCGCUCUCCUCCAAGUCUCCGAGCGCCCGCUCUUCCUCCCAGCAGCCUUCGUCGUAACCGCGCACUUCCUCGGGCUCAUCCCCCUCGCCGCCUUCAACCACAUACCCGUCGCAAACCUCUACCCCUCCUUCCUCCUCGCCGCGAACCUCACCGCCCUGCUGCCCCUCGCCACCGCGUACCUCCUUUCUCGCUUCACCCGUCCCACGCCCCAAGAGUCGACGCUGAUCCACUGCUUCAGCCUGCUCUUCCUCGGCAUGUACCUCUCUGCUCUCGCCACGCUCAACUUCAGCCAGAGCCUGAUGGUCGGCUUGUUGACUGCGCCGCUGAGUUUUGUGAGACGGAGCUCGGGCUCGCGUGCGGCGGCAAAGCUGCAGUUUGCGCUGCUCGCGGCCAUCAAUCCCGUCAUGGUGGUGUACGGCGCGACCUAUGUGGGCAAGAUUGAGCUGCUGGAUGUGCUGGUCAAGGCGGCGGAAGGGUGGCAUGUUUGGGGAAUGUGGACGCAGGUCGUGGUAUGGCUAGUGUGGUGGCCUGCUUGGUUCAGUGGGAGCGUUGUUGUCGCGUUGGGCUUGUUCUGAGAAGCUGCAUGCAUGCAUGGAAAGAUGGCUUUUGAGCGGUGGACGAGGCAUAGUGAUGCGUGUCGGAGCACCGAUGACAUGUCCAAUUAUGAUACCACAUAGAGCAUAGUGUGAGUCAGAAGAGCAAAAGCAUAUUGUCAGUUC